Hydatigera taeniaeformis is the source of this 246-nucleotide messenger RNA. Lineage: Eukaryota; Metazoa; Platyhelminthes; Cestoda; Cyclophyllidea; Taeniidae. The record is from the annotation of a GenBank genome assembly.
AUGUUAACGAAGGUUUUUACUGUCUCUGCCCACCCGGAUUUGGUGGAGACCGAUGCGAGGAGGACUUUGAUGAGUGCCGCAACAAUCCGUGGUGAGGCAUUCUUUCUCAUGCCAACUCCUUACUUGCUGCCAGCAAUGUGCUUGCUGAGUGCUGCUGCUGCUGCUGCUGCUUGUGGUGAUGAUGAUGAUGCUAUGUUGACAUCAGCAAAAGUUGGAAAUUUUGAAGUUGGUUUUUUGGGAUUAUGA